AAUUGCAAUGUCAGAUGAGAAAUUGGGUAAUACUCUAAAGUCCUAACAAAAGCUCUAGCUAGGGAGAAUAGGCUCAUCUUUCCCAUAGAGCUCACAUUCAAAGAGAAGUUAGACAGCUUGAUGUCUGCUCAAUAUCUCAAUUCUAUCUUACUUUCACCAAACUCCCUAAAAUAUGGAUUGAUGAGCGGAUGCGAAUAAUUAACACAGUUAUUCAGACUCGAUUCGAGUACGGUUGAUGGGGAAACGGAGCAAGUCCGUGGAAGCUGACAUGAAGGAGGAGAUUCCUGCAGACUCCGCCGGCCAAGGAUUCCGCCGGAACUUGAUAUGCUUUUCACGAGUGAUGGUCUUGCUGGAAGUAAAAACCAACGCCAAACAGCGACGGACGGUGGCAAAUUGCAAGAGCAGGACGGAGAAGAUGGAACUUGUCAGUUCGCGUCAUUCGGAGAUAGAGAAGUAGAGAACUGUCAGACCCCUUCUCUCAUUGCUGGCUCUCUCCGAUUGGAGAUAAGCACAAUCGGUGCACUCCCUUGUUCUCUCCUCUCCGAAAGUUUUAUUUUCUUUCGAUUCUCCAAAUGGGUUCUUGCGUUCGGGUUUAUUUGGGGAUUUGGACUAGGAUCUGGAUAUGAGGUUUUUGGGAUAUUUAUUUGUGUUUGUUUCUUGUUUGUAGGAAGCGAUUAACGAUCCAAUCGAAGGAAGAUCUAGGAAGCUCCCCAUCAUUCUUCUUCCUCCUUGGCUUAGUGGUGAUGCCCCUUUGUUGUUCUCCUUCACAUUUGGGCUCGGCGGAAGAGGUUGGAGCAGAGACGGCAGUGUUUGCCGGGAAGGACGGCGAAAGUUGUUGGGUCUGGAGACGAGGAAGAGGGCGCCGGUGUUUGUUGGUUCUGGAGAUGGGGAAGGGGCGGCGUGAAUAUCUGGUCUGGUGGCGCGCAAGAAGAGAGGAUUGGAGUAGCAGGGGAGAAUGUGUGAAGUGAACGGUGAAGAGAUGGGAAUGAUUUUUUUAUUUUUAUUUUUAAGUGAUAAAUAAAUACAAUUUUAUGGA
Messenger RNA from Linum trigynum, 1036 nucleotides. The record is from the annotation of a GenBank genome assembly. NCBI's taxonomy places the organism in Eukaryota, Viridiplantae, Streptophyta, Magnoliopsida, Malpighiales, Linaceae.